GCGGCGGUUCAGUAGUAGAGAGUCGCGCGGGCAGCGAACACGCGCCAGCCUCCGCGAGCGGCUGACUCACGCACCACGCGACGAUACCUGACCCGCGUCAGACGUGGCUACAACUUUACAAAAAGCAAGCGCUGCGCGACCGGCCCAGGCGGCUCAUUAACAUAAUCAUAUUCAUAUAUAGAACAACUCUCAGCUGAUGUUGACACAACACGGAGCGCGAUUGUGAGUUACAGGUGUUCUUAGAACUUUGCCGGAUCCGUUCAUGUGUCGAAUAGUUCCCAUUGGAACCCGCACUAGUGUAGUGACUCAUCUAAAAUGACGAAAGUUAAAUUCAAGAAAUCCCUCGGUUUAUAGAAUGAGCAUCACUGGAUUAAGGAAACAAAACACAAUUACAUUACAACUGUAGUGCGACAUACACGGACAAUUUGUGAGUGAAACAUCGAACACAUUUGUUUACAAUAAAAGUUUUAUUAUACUUGUAAUAAUAUAGACUCUAAACGCUACGAAGAGACUGACAAAGUAUUAGGAUCCAAAGAUUUUCUAAUCAUAGUAUAUUAUCGGGUAGACGCUAACAUACUGGUACUCGCUGGCGACUCACGUGCGAGUGUGUUCAUACGGUUGGGCGAAGUACUUGAGUACUGUAUUGUUGUUGUGUACAAGGUGUAGAAUAAAACUUUGGCAGCCUGCCAGUGCUCAGUCAAGCGAAGGUCGUGAAGAGUGCGGAAGUGUUGGAAUUCGAGUGUUCAAACGAGCCCUUACUUGCCGAAAUUAGAAUUUUAUUACGUUGUUGUGUUUGGUGUCGAUUGCUGCGUCAGUGGGACAGUUGGAGGACGUCGACCGUGGCGGUGCGGCAAGUGAAGUGUGAUGGUGUGAAGGAUGCAUUUGCCGUAUGAGUCCCGAGGCCGUCGGCGGCGUGAGAUGGCUGAGCUGGAACCUUGGUGGCUGCAGUCCAUCGUCGAUGAGACUCUUGCCGAGUACCCUGAUCUAGUAAGAACGGGCAGUCCAGACUACAUGUGCUCAAUGCUGCCUCAACACUGGCGGUCGAACAAGACCCUGCCGGGAGGGUUCAAAGUGGUAGCCCUAGGAGAAGUUCUCGACGGAACCCUGGUCACUGUCAGGGCUGGCAACGACGAGAACUGCUCCGCGGAGCUUAGGAACAACUCUGCGGUGAUGAAGAAUAGGGUUGCCAAGUUUAAUGACUUGAGGUUCGUCGGGAGAAGCGGGAGAGGGAAGAGCUUCUCGUUAACAAUAACGAUAUCAACGAACCCACCUCAAGUCUGCACCUACCAAAAAGCCAUCAAAGUCACUGUCGAUGGACCCCGGGAGCCGCGCUCCAAAACUAGUACAAAUGCGUCGCCGCACCAAAUCCGGUCCUUCGGUCUGCAGCGGUCCCUAAUCACGUGUGACAGCGCAUCCCUAGCUCUGCGGGAGAUGGACUACAAGGCCUCCUCCGUGAGGAGCUUCCGGUCCCUCUCCCACGAGGAACGAGAGUACAAGACUAACGCCAACCUACCCGCUGGAGGUAUGUACCCUGAUGAAACCAGCGGGAAUAUCCUGGGAGCAAGCGAGUGGAACACGGGGUACCCUUCGACGGCUUCCAUGUACCCUGCGUACGCGCCGCUACAACCACCGUAUUAUAAACCAGAGCCCACUAUACACAUACCUGCAGUGUUACCAGAAAUCCCGCUUGGCCACGCAGAGUACACUGGCUUCCAACCAACCACGACAGGUUUCGUGAAAGGCAGUCCAAGCAGCACAGGCGCUGCGCUCACCGAACUCAACUCACCUCCAGCGAUGGCGACGCAGCGAUACGAUUCCAACUACUACAACUCCUGGCCAAACAACACCUACAACUACAAUAACUAUCAGUACAAUAGCAUAAACAACAAUCCAACCUGCAUACAAUCGCACGCGCCGUACAACCCGCAGAUGAUCCUCCCGAACCUUUACUCAACAGUCAACCAAAACCAAAUACAUGUCCAUCUACACAGUUCUGGGGAUAAACACAACUUAGAACAAUGUUUUCCCAGCGAAAUUAAAAUCAGCGACAUCGACGGAGGCAUCUCUAUAACCACGGAGCUACAGGGAACUGGCGAGGCCAGUGGUAUGGUCCAAAGCUGUGAAGGCACCGACGAAGUGAAACAUGGCCUGUAUGGUGCGGCCAACCAAGAAGUGUGGAGACCAUAUUGAUAUUCCGUUCCGAUUGUGAACAAGAACAUUAUGUUGUAUAUAUUGUGAUAUACUUAAAUGAUCUGUUUUAUGAUUCAUAAUUUAAUUAGAAAUGUGCCGACUAUGUCUCGCCAGUGUUUAAUAGAUAUUUUUUAUGACACAAAUGUAUAUGUCUUACAAUUCUUGUGCAAAUUAGAGAUUCUUUUCAGUUUGCCAUUACUGCAACUAUUUACUCUUAAGAUUCCUUAUAACAUAAUCAAACUCGUAAAGCAAUCACAUAUCCUUCGUAGCAUAUACACAUAUAUGCCAUCUUCUUUCUACCGCUAUUCGAAGUGAUCUAAUAAAUCACGUAAAGUUAAGUACUACCUACCUAAAUGAUUAUUUCUAUGAAUAUUCUAAACAAUGACAACUUAGCCAACUGUAUACAUAGGUACCUAGUAGGUAUCCACAAAAUUGGCCGGAUAGUCGACACAUCUCUAUUUCUAGUUCAUAAGAAAUUCCAACUAAAUUAAUGUUAAACAUUAAUUAGAUGUUAAUUGUUAAAUUAAUUGAUUAAGUAAUAAAAUAUUAAAUUAAAAAUUAAA
Molecule: messenger RNA, 2753 nt
Organism: Spodoptera frugiperda (fall armyworm)
Lineage: Eukaryota; Metazoa; Arthropoda; Insecta; Lepidoptera; Noctuidae
Product: protein lozenge
Exons: 6
Coding region: 877-2190 (437 amino acids)
Biological process (GO): regulation of DNA-templated transcription
Cellular component (GO): nucleus
Molecular function (GO): RNA polymerase II cis-regulatory region sequence-specific DNA binding; DNA-binding transcription factor activity, RNA polymerase II-specific; ATP binding
Source: RefSeq, a predicted model, not a curated record